Messenger RNA from Asparagus officinalis (garden asparagus), 2909 nucleotides. Its product is annotated as DNA repair helicase XPB1. The transcript is spliced from 22 exons. Bases 212 to 2512 code for a protein of 766 amino acids. Gene Ontology annotation, biological process: transcription initiation at RNA polymerase II promoter; nucleotide-excision repair. Gene Ontology annotation, molecular function: hydrolase activity; 3'-5' DNA helicase activity; DNA binding. Gene Ontology annotation, cellular component: transcription factor TFIIH holo complex; transcription preinitiation complex; nucleotide-excision repair factor 3 complex. NCBI's taxonomy places the organism in Eukaryota, Viridiplantae, Streptophyta, Magnoliopsida, Asparagales, Asparagaceae. The record is from RefSeq and is a predicted model, not a curated record.
CCUCCGACGAGGACCUUACUCUGCUCCCGUCAGACGACUCAAACCCAUCCUUGGACCUUCACAGGCUUCACCCCAUCAGGGGCAACCAAAAUUGGAUUGGGCUAGGGCAACCCAAAGUUCGGGGCCGGCCCUGCUCCGUCGGCAAGUCGCCAAACUAGUUCCUCGCGACGGUUUUCUCUUCGAUCCAUCAGUAUUUGUUCUCAAUCGAUCAAUGGCAGACCGUGGUGAAAGAGGUCGGCCGUCCAAAAAGCACAAGUCCUCGUCAAAAGCCGCUCAGGUUGUCGAAGAAGAAGAGCUCUAUUUCGGAGAAGAUUCGGAUGAUGAUAGGCGACGAGGAGAGACGAAGAAGAACGACUUCACGAAGCUUGAGUUGAAGCCUGAUCACGUUAACAGGCCCCUUUGGGCGUGCGGCGACGGCAGGAUAUUUCUUGAGACGUUUUCUCCUUUGUAUAAACAGGCUUAUGACUUCCUCAUUGCCAUUGCUGAGCCAGUGUGCAGGCCAGAGUCUAUGCAUGAGUACAACCUAACACCUCAUUCUCUCUAUGCUGCUGUGUCGGUUGGGCUUGAGACCGAGACAAUCAUAAAUGUCUUAAACAAGCUAUCAAAGACUAAGUUGCCGAAGGAGAUGAUAGAUUUCAUCCAUGCUUCCACCGCCAAUUAUGGGAAAGUGAAACUCGUGUUGAAAAAGAAUCGAUACUUUGUGGAGUCACCUUUUCCGGAGGUGCUGAAGACAUUGCUUAGGGAUGAUGUCAUAUCUCGUGCGAGGAUUUGUUUUGAGGGUCAUCAUGAAGGUGGUUCAUUUACAAUUAGCAAAACGGCUGGAGAAAUAGAAGGUGGCCAUGAUGAGUUGCUGAAUGGUGUAGACUUAGCUGCUGCUGCGGAAGAGAAAGAAACACAUUCCUUUGAAAUUGAUCCUGCCCAGGUUGAGAAUGUGAAGCAAAGAUGUUUGCCUAACGCCUUAAAUUAUCCUAUGCUGGAGGAGUAUGAUUUUAGAAAUGAUACGGUGAACCCAGACUUGAACAUAGAAUUGAAACCGCAAGCACAACCUAGACCAUAUCAAGAAAAGAGUCUCAGCAAGAUGUUUGGGAAUGGAAGAGCAAGGUCUGGCAUUAUUGUUUUGCCUUGUGGUGCUGGAAAGUCUUUGGUUGGUGUCUCUGCGGCAUGUCGAAUUAAGAAGAGCUGUCUUUGCUUAGCUACCAACGCGGUCUCUGUGGAUCAAUGGGCUUUCCAGUUUCAGCUUUGGUCUAAUAUAAAGGACGAACAUAUUUGUCGGUUUACAUCUGAUAACAAAGAAAGAUUUCGUGGCAAUGCUGGUGUGGUUGUCACCACUUACAACAUGGUUGCAUUUGGUGGAAAAAGGUCUGAAGAUUCUGAGAAAAUCAUUGAAGAAAUAAGAAAUAGAGAAUGGGGUUUGCUUCUUAUGGACGAGGUGCACGUUGUUCCUGCACACAUGUUCCGGAAGGUCAUUAGCAUUACUAAGUCUCAUUGCAAGCUUGGACUUACUGCAACACUAGUGAGAGAGGACGAACGUAUCACAGAUCUCAACUUUCUUAUAGGACCAAAAUUGUAUGAAGCUAAUUGGUUGGAUUUGGUAAAAGGAGGGUUCAUAGCUAACGUUCAGUGUGCUGAAGUGUGGUGCCCCAUGACGAAGGAAUUCUUUGCAGAGUAUUUGAAAAGGGAAAAUUCUAAAAAGAAGCAGGCACUUUACGUGAUGAAUCCAAACAAAUUCAGAGCCUGUGAAUUUCUGAUUCGCUUUCAUGAGCAACAACGUGGUGAUAAGAUUAUUGUGUUUGCUGAUAAUCUUUUUGCCCUCACCGCAUAUGCAAUGAAGCUACGGAAACCUAUGAUAUAUGGUGCAACCAGCCAUGCUGAGAGGACAAGAAUUCUUAAAGCAUUCAAAUGUAGCCCGGAUGUUAAUACAAUUUUCUUAUCUAAGGUGGGUGACAAUUCGAUAGAUAUUCCUGAAGCUAACGUGAUAAUACAAAUAUCAUCUCAUGCUGGUUCAAGACGUCAAGAAGCACAACGGCUGGGCCGUAUUCUUAGGGCAAAGGGUCGGCUCCAAGACAGAAUGGCCGGUGGAAAAGAAGAGUACAAUGCCUUUUUCUAUUCUCUAGUAUCUACAGAUACACAGGAGAUGUAUUACUCUACCAAAAGGCAGCAAUUUCUGAUUGACCAAGGCUACAGCUUUAAGGUGAUCACGAGCCUUCCUCCUCCUGAUUCAGGAUCUGAGCUCAGCUUCCAUACCCUACAGGAGCAACUUGACCUCCUCAGCAAGGUAUUGAGUGCUGGAGAUGAUGUGGUUGGCUUGGAGCAGUUGGAAGAAGAUGCUGAUGACAUUGCUCUACAGAAGGCCCGACGUUCUGUGGGAUCAAUGAGCGCUCUAUCAGGAGCUAGCGGGAUGGUGUACAUGGAGUACAAUACUGGCCAAGGCAAGAAGGGCCAUGGCAAGAGUAAACCAAAGGACCCGGCAAAGAGACACCAUUUGUUUAGGAAGCGCUAUAGCCAAGCCUAGAGAGAUUGUCGUCUUGCUGGAGUAAACUCCAUUGCAUGAAGCACUGAAAUCGGAUUCUAAUUUCUAAGUGCACGCUUUUCUAAUUGCUCUCGUCAUAUGCAUAUGCAAUCUUUUGUCGAUCAGGCUUGUGAGGGAAAGAUGUGUGUAUCUUCACUUCAACACGCAUGAGAAGUUUUGGUUGGUUGGGCUUUGGCGUAAGGCAUCCUGAUGCGGAGAAUGGCUGGUAAAUUCGGCCUUGUAAAUAUUUUACAGAGAGAGAUCAUGCGUAUCUUAGCUUAUAACGCUGCACAAAUGUAACUUGAAAAACCCAUGUUUACGACCGAAGAAGUUUUUGUUCUACAGAUACUUAAUUUGUUUAUCCAGCCUUUGCUUGGGGAAAAAAGACUACUUUUAAGGA